GGAGUUUCCAAGCUUUGGUGUGAUCGUCAGCAAAAUGGCAGCGAGCGACUCUACCACGGACGACAGCCUUUAUCCGAUUGCUGUUUUGAUCGACGAACUAAAAAACGAAGAUGUACAGUUACGGCUGAACUCAAUAAAGAAAUUAUCUACGAUUGCCCUUGCAUUGGGCACUGAACGAACACGUAGCGAAUUAAUACCAUUUUUAACUGAGUCUAUGUAUGAUGAAGAUGAAGUUCUAUUAGCAUUGGCAGAACAGCUUGGACAGUUUUCUCCUCUUGUAGGAGGUCCAGAACAUGUAACUUGUUUACUGAAACCUUUAGAAUGUUUGGCAACAGUUGAAGAAACUGUAGUUCGAGAUAAAGCAGUGGAGUCUUUAAGAACUGUUGUUGCACAACAUAGCACACAAGAUUUGGAAGAGCACUUUAUUCCUUUGAUACAUCGCUUGGCAAUAGGAGAUUGGUUCACAUCAAGAACAUCAGCAUGUGGUUUAUUUAGUGUUUGUUAUCCACGUGUUAAUCCAACAGUUAAAGCAUGUUUACGAAACCAUUUUCGUAAUUUAUGUCAGGAUGAUACUCCAAUGGUACGCCGAUCUGCUACUUCACAUUUAGGCGAAUUUGCAAAGGUUAUGGAAAUUGAAUAUGUAAAGAUAGAUUUAAUUCCAAUGUUUGUCAUUUUGGCUCAAGAUGAACAGGAUUCAGUACGUCUUUUGGCAAUUGAAACUUGUGUUAGCAUUGCGGCCCUGCUACCACAAGAAGAUGUAGAACAAUUAGUUAUGCCCACACUUAGACAAUGUGCAAGUGAUCAGUCAUGGCGUGUACGUUAUAUGGUGGCAGAUAAAUUUACAGAACUUCAGAAAGCUGUAGGUCUAGAAAUUACAAAAACAGAUCUUGUACCAGCAUUUCAAGUACUUUUAAAAGAUGCAGAAGCUGAAGUACGAGCUGCAGCAGCUGAUAAAGUUCGCGAUUUUUGUCAAAAUCUCGACAAAUUUAAUCAAGAGUCUAUUAUUAUGACACAAAUAUUACCAAUAGUCAAAGAACUUGUAUCAGAUCCAAACCAACAUGUAAAAUCAGCUUUAGCAAGUGUUAUAAUGGGUCUUAGUCCAAUACUUGGGAAACAUAAUACAAUCGAACAUUUAUUACCAUUAUUUUUGUCACAACUCAGAGAUGAUUGUGCAGAAGUUCGUUUAAACAUUAUCAGUAAUUUAGAAUGUGUUAAUGAAGUUAUUGGUAUACAACAACUUUCACAAUCUCUUUUACCAGCUAUAAUAGAAUUAGCUGAAGAUUCAAAAUGGCGUGUAAGAUAUGCUAUCAUAGAAUACAUGCCAUUAUUAGCUGGACAACUGGGUGUAGAGUUCUUUGAUGAAAAAUUAAAUUCCUUAUGUAUGACUUGGUUAGUAGAUCAUGUUUAUGCCAUAAGGGAAGCAGCAACAUUAAAUUUGAAAAAACUGGUAGAGAAAUUUGGCGCUGAUUGGGCACAGAAUACUGUAAUACCUAAAGUUUUAGCAAUGUCAAGGGAUCAAAACUAUCUUCAUAGAAUGACAUGCCUAUUUUCUAUCAAUGUUUUAGCGGAAGUAUGUGGCCCAGAAAUAACAACAAGAGUAAUGCUUCCAACUGUCUUAGGAAUGGCCACUGAUAAUGUUGCUAAUGUACGAUUUAAUGUUGCUAAAACCCUUCAAAAAAUCGGCCCUUACCUUGAGCCUUGUGCAAUACAAGCUCAUGUAAAACCUGUACUUGAUAAGCUCAAUACCGACAGUGACGUGGACGUAAAAUAUUUUGCUUCGGAAGCAAUCGCAGGCAUCGCAGCGUAGGUUGAACAAAAAAACGCUGCAUUUAAAAUUUAUCCACCAAUAUACAAAACCUCCAUCUCAAGAAGUAACCUGGCGCAAACAUUUACACUUACACAUGGCAACCGGUAAUAUUAUUGCACAGAGCAGAUCUAA
Molecule: messenger RNA, 1939 nt
Organism: Eufriesea mexicana
Lineage: Eukaryota; Metazoa; Arthropoda; Insecta; Hymenoptera; Apidae
Gene: Pp2A-29B
Product: Protein phosphatase PP2A regulatory subunit A
Exons: 10
Coding region: 35-1807 (590 amino acids)
Biological process (GO): protein dephosphorylation
Cellular component (GO): cytosol; nucleus; cytoplasm
Molecular function (GO): protein phosphatase regulator activity; protein binding
Source: RefSeq, a predicted model, not a curated record